Cinara cedri is the source of this 1411-nucleotide messenger RNA. The record is from the annotation of a GenBank genome assembly. Lineage: Eukaryota; Metazoa; Arthropoda; Insecta; Hemiptera; Aphididae.
AUGUCUUCACUUUAUAAACAUAAAUCUGGAGCUCAAAAAUCAACAUUUAAAUUAAAAAUGGAAGAAAAAGCAGUUUCAAAAACUCAGGUAAUAAAUAAAUUUGUUUAAACUAAAAGUAUCAGAAAAAAUAAAACAGUCUCUGUUAGGUUUUAGAGUAGAAAGCCAAUUAAAAAAACAAAUUCUUAGUGAAACAGAAAAAUGGAAAUAUAUCCUAAAAAGACUGCUUAAUGUAACUAUUUCUAGCUUCAGAGCAGUUUUUCGAGGCAGUAGCACCCAAAUUAGUGAAGUAAAUAAUGGUAACUUUCUUGGGUUAUUAGAACUUCUUGGACGUUACGAUGAAAUACCAAGAGAACAUUUAGCAUAUAUUCAAAAAUAUCAAAGGGGGGAGUAUGAAAGGAAAGACCCAUUAUUUAUCUUGAAUGAGUCAAAAUGAAUUUAUUUCCCUUUCUGGUAAUAAUGUUUCAAGGUACAUUCUUGAUGAACGAACUGAAUCAAUAUAUUAUAGCAUUAUUAUAAAUGCUACUCCUGAAAUUUCACACCAAGAAUAGAAUGUAUUAGUUUUAAGAUAUGUUUCGCGUAACAGACAAAACAAUUUGAAAUUCAAGAAAGGUUAAUUGAGUUUUUAAAUUUUAAUGGAAAAACAUCAUACAAUUUAAUUAGUAGAUAUUUGAUCCCAAGCGUAUGAUAAUGUUUCUAAUAUGAUUGGAAAAAUUAAGGGUUUGUAAAUUCGUAUUCUAGAAAACAUAUCUUGCUUUUUAUUUGCCAAUAUUCAUUUCCUUAAUGUUGAUGUAAAUGCAGUAAAAAUAGAUUCAAGAGUUCAAUCUUUUUUUACGUAUGUACAAAGUUUAUAUCUAAGUUUUUAGUAUCAGCCCAACAUAAUGGAAUAUUUUAAAUGAGGUUGGUGUAUCGUUAGAAUCUCAGUCUGAAACACGUUAGAGCUUCAAUGUUUCAGCCAAAUGUCCAAAUAUAUAAAUGAUAUAAAACAUCUUCCUGGUAUUUUAAAAUCAUUAAAUAGAGUCUUAACUGAAAUUAUCUUAAUAGAUAAAAUACGUAUAAUAUAAGGCACAAUUUCGAGCACAAACAAUGAUUGCCCUAUCUGGUCAAUAUAGAACCGAUUCGUAUUAGGAGAAAUAACAGCGUGUUGAAAGAAAAUGAUAAAAUAGAUAGACACCAGGAAUUGCCACUAAAUGAAGACGGAAUUGUAAGCCCGAGACUUAAGUCUCGGAAACCGUUCCUACUAAGAGAUCGGACCAUUACCGAGGUGAGGGAAAACAUCAUAGAUACGUGGCAGGCUGAAUGGCUGAGAGAGAGACUAGGUGGCAUCUACGCAGAUAACGUGUGCACUCCAGUUCUAGGCAUGGACCUCCCGAGGAAGCCCUGGGUUAGACAUAUAGAUAAUAGGUAUGUUUAA